Messenger RNA from Aspergillus tubingensis, 1137 nucleotides. RefSeq lists its product as uncharacterized. The record is from RefSeq and is a predicted model, not a curated record. Gene Ontology annotation, biological process: double-strand break repair; DNA recombination. Lineage: Eukaryota; Fungi; Ascomycota; Eurotiomycetes; Eurotiales; Aspergillaceae. The transcript has 4 exons. Bases 1 to 1137 code for a protein of 378 amino acids. Gene Ontology annotation, cellular component: nucleus. Gene Ontology annotation, molecular function: DNA binding.
AUGUCUACGUCCGAACACGCGUCACCUCCUCGGGUUCUACGUGUCCCUAGGUCUGAUGAGCCCGACAGUUAUGUGCUGCUCCACGUCGCGCGCACCAAUACGGCUGCACUCGACUUGAAUCUCACUGCAACGGAAGGAGAAUUUCCGUAUAAUGGGGUCGUGCGACAGGCUCGUGCGCAGACUCAUCGUUCAAAGAGUUACCAGGGAACCGAUGAGGACUGGGUUCUUAUCCUACUGCGUGCCUUGGGUCAGCUAGAGAUCAAUACAGAUAAUUCAGAUCUGCUAUCUGGUAUUGAAUUAUCAGCUAGCAUCAAGGGACAGGGUAGGCAGGGCAAUCAACUGGUCCUCACUAUUCGCCGGAGGGUCCAAACUAUAACUCAAAGACUCGGUUCUAUAGCGUUAAAACAGGAUGAUGAACAAGCUAUCCAGCUCUUUGACUGGUCUGCCGUCGCCGUUGCCAGAGCUGAUAUGCUUGAGCAGCAGUUAUUAAACUUGCAACGGCACUAUCACGAAGCCGACAGCACUAUCGAGCAGCUCAAUAAGCAAAUUGAAGACUUCAUCUCUGCAAAACGCCGCCAUGAGGAACAGCUUAUGACGAACUUUACGCAAGUUCUAAAUCAGAAAAAGCUCAAAAUUCGCAAUCAACAACGCUUGUUGGCUUCGGCGAAAAUUGAUGUGGACGAUGCUGGUAAACAUCAGGCUGCCUCAUCAAAAGUCGGGGCCCGUGUCGGGAGCAAGAAGCAUGCGAAACGUCCUAUUGUGGAAACGAGCGAUGACGAUGCUGAAAGCGAUAAUGGCUCGGAGAGCUUGGAUCAGACCAAGCCUCAAACCAGCCCAGGAAGAAUCUCAGAUACGGACGAUGAACCGAAUUCUACUCCCCAGCCAUUGGAGGAUGUAGAUGAUACUACUGAUGAAGAUUCACCUACAGCGUCCGGCAUCGACCAGGGGCUAAGUGAACAAAAUAAAACGGAAGAAGCCUACCAUCCAUCUAGGAUGCAAAAACAGUCACCGCCACCCCGCAGGGAACUUCCAUUCACCAGAGGGUCAGGAUCAAGGAAAGACACAGUACAAGGUCUACAGCAUCAACAAGACAAUGCCGAAGAAACCGCAGGCGAGACAGACGAUGAUGAGCUAUGA